ACUAUUUAAGUUCUCAGUUCUGCGGCCCACGCUGAUGAUGGUGGAAUACGGGUCGAUUGCUCGGGUUCGCUCAGGCAAUAAAUAUGCUGGCUGGUUGAUACCGCAUCGCGCAUUCACCGCUGUCUCUAAUUUCUGACCACGACCUAACCAUGACUCGGGUGCCUUCCACGAUUCCCAUCCCGUCUUCGAAAGCUUUGAAGGGACUACGUUCCAUGGUUCUCGCGCUCGUCUUUGCCACAGGUGUCGCGACUGGAGGUGUCGCCUUAAACUGUUUGAACAAAGCCAAAGACGAACAGGACCGUAUCAAUGAGAAUUUGCCCAACGAGGCGUGUAGGCAGGUCUUGUUUAUCCCCUGCACGUCGGUAAAUAUCGACGUCAAAGAUCUUGCCGGCUCCGCAAUAGUCGUUGUUCUCGGCGCUCUCUUAUCCGUUGUUGUCUCUGUUGUUUAUGCGCUGGUCCCCAUGCUUCAUACUUUCGCUCCCAGCUCUUCCAAGCUCAAAUUCCUCGAACCCCUCUCAUGGGCUUUCUGUACUGCUGUACUUUUGGGGGGUUUAAUACCCCUCACCGUAUUUUUCGCCACACGAAAAGCUGGUAUCACCGUGAUGCUAGGUGAUCUUGAAAUAUCAACUGUGAUUAUUGAUGAGCUUCUCGUCAUUCUGGGAGAAGAAACGACUUACAAACACAUUGGCUACCUGAAACCGUUGGUUAUCAUACCGUGGUUCACGAUGUUCUUUUCAGCCGUUGCGGCCGGAGUAAGCUGGGUAUAUCAUCGUCAACCCGCUAUGAAACAAGAUGGUCUGCUUGGUAACGGGGUGUAUAGACACCGGGAAAUGAGUGAGCCAAAGACCAUGAGGGUUGGUGCAUAAUCGAGUUUCGGAAGCUGCGAGUAGUGGACGUUGGCCGGGACCGCU
Molecule: messenger RNA, 911 nt
Organism: Desarmillaria tabescens
Lineage: Eukaryota; Fungi; Basidiomycota; Agaricomycetes; Agaricales; Physalacriaceae
Exons: 4
Coding region: 150-866 (238 amino acids)
Source: RefSeq, a predicted model, not a curated record